AUGUGGUAACUCCAACUUAUUUCAAUCACAACACUCCAACUCUUGAACGAAUCAAGCAUCCAAAAUGAAGUACCUCUUCGUGGUUGCCCUCAUAGCACUGGCCAUCCAGUGCGCCUCUUCUGCAUCUUCCACGACAACUACAACCGCUGCUACCACUACAACCACUACCACCGAUGCCACAACCACCACAACCGCCUCCUCCACCCACAAGAAGCGCUGUUGGAAGGGCAACAACUGGUGCCACACACGCAUCCCCAAGAGGAAGUGCAAGCACCCGAAGAGGUGCCACAAGACCGUCGUGAUUGUGACCCACAAGAAAGGAUGAAGAUCCCAAGACGCUAUCCCUAAACAUCUUAUUCUUCUAAAUUUAAUAAACUACUGGCUUUUGGUCGGUUAGAAGUAAAUAAAAACUCAAACGUCUGUAAAUCAA
Drosophila biarmipes is the source of this 430-nucleotide messenger RNA. Its product is annotated as protein new-glue 1-like. Lineage: Eukaryota; Metazoa; Arthropoda; Insecta; Diptera; Drosophilidae. The transcript has a single exon. The record is from RefSeq and is a predicted model, not a curated record. Bases 65 to 325 code for a protein of 86 amino acids.